AUUUAAGUAAACGCUUUCAAUAAUAUCUGAGUACUUGUCUGGAAAGUUUUAAAAGUCUCCUAGCACAACAACUGUUCAUGUCUGUGUUUUAACUUCCCGCAUAUUGCUCUUCGCGGCCGAUCCACGUAAUUCCUCUCGUCGGCCCUUGUUGCAUUGUUUGGAGAUCACAUACAUCAUGUUGGUUUACAAAGACGCGUUUACAGGUGAUGAGGUUUGCUCCGACGCCAUGAAAAACCUCCACGAGGAGGAAAACGGCUUACUCUUGGUGUGUGAUUCUUACAACAUCUCGAAAGGAGGUGAAGACUACGGAAUUGAAGUCAACGAUGACGAGGAGGGAGGAGGAGCAGGUGGAGCUGAUAGCACUGUGGAGCAAGUGAAUAUUGUAACGGAGUCAUUUGCCUUGCAACCAAUUCCCAUGAGCAAGAAAGAUUUUCAAGUCACUAUCAAGCGUUAUAGUAAGAGAGUAAAGGAGUAUUUGGAGAAGAAUCAACCAGACAGAGUGGAAAAGUUUAUGGAAGGAAUGAAGUCGUGGUUACCAAAGUUAAUUAAAGAAUUCGAUGAUUAUGAGUUUUACAUGGGCAAGAGUUGUGACCCAGACGCAGGUUUGAUUAUGUCCAAAUAUAGAGAUGAAGCUAUAUUUCCCACAUUUUAUUAUAUCAAAGAUGGAUUAGUUGAAGAAAAGUUUUAAAAAGACAAC
Messenger RNA from Galdieria sulphuraria, 697 nucleotides. Its product is annotated as translationally controlled tumor protein (TCTP) (p23)-like protein. The transcript is spliced from 3 exons. Gene Ontology annotation, cellular component: cytoplasm. The record is from RefSeq and is a predicted model, not a curated record. Gene Ontology annotation, molecular function: calcium ion binding. NCBI's taxonomy places the organism in Eukaryota, Rhodophyta, Bangiophyceae, Galdieriales, Galdieriaceae. The coding region runs from base 176 to 688 and encodes 170 amino acids.